Etheostoma cragini (Arkansas darter) is the source of this 2744-nucleotide messenger RNA. It is a transcript of the gene fam161a, whose product is annotated as FAM161 centrosomal protein A. The transcript has 7 exons. Bases 218 to 2611 code for a protein of 797 amino acids. Gene Ontology annotation, biological process: cilium organization. Lineage: Eukaryota; Metazoa; Chordata; Actinopteri; Perciformes; Percidae. Gene Ontology annotation, cellular component: cilium. The record is from RefSeq and is a predicted model, not a curated record.
CUCCGUCAUUUCCUUCCCAACCAAGCGGCUCCGUUGCUAAGAAGAACACCUGCUGCCUAGUUACCGACGCUUCAGCACAAGGACAGCGGCUACUGACCUUAAAUUUAGGCCAAAAUACCGGGUUUUUUUUAACGGGUUUUUGUAACAACUGAAACAACACCGCCAUUAGAUCUAGCCCAGAAUACCGUGUUUUUGUAACGACUGAAACUCCACCGUAAUGGCGAACCCCCACCGGACCAACGUUUUGGUCACGUCGUGUCUGAAAACGCCGGUUGACCCGCACACCAAGGCGCCGUUAGCGUCUUACGAGCGGGAGAGAGUGCUGCCGUACUCGGACACAAGUCUCAUGGACAACCGGGACUACGAGAACGAAGAGCUGGACUAUGAGGACUCGGGCUCUGAUUUCUGCGAUGAGGACCACGUGGGGAAGGGCGGUCCUCUCGUGAUGACCGACUUCAGAGCGGCGGGAGACCGCCUGGAUCUGAGCGAAAUCUUCUUCUCCAACGAGGAGUACUACAGCAAGCUGGAGGAGCUGAAGAAGGCGCACCUGCGCACCAUGGCGGAGCUGGAGAGCAUGUAUCGGCGGAAGCUGCAGCUCCAGGCCGUGGAGCCGCUGGACGUGACCACGCUGGAGACAGGAGGGCACAGACCAGCGUGGUCCAACAGCAGCCCAGCGGCUUCACGCCGUUUGAGGAAGUCUCACUCUGCUGUUGAGCUCCGGAGGGCCUCGGGACAUUCAGACUCUUCAGACGAAGACGAAGCUGCCGGUAACAAUGUGGAGAAAGGCCUCCUUUUCUCUCCAGAAGAGCACAUCAAGAACAUGUGGCAGGACUUCAAGCUCUCCCUUCACAACCCCCACCUGUCGUCCUCCUCCAUGCACAGCCUGCCGACAGACCAGAGGACACCACGGAAGGCCACAGGAAAGAAGAAGACACAGGGGCAGAAAGACGGCGAGCACUGGAAACACAGACUGACCGUCCCGAAACCUUUCCAGAUGAUGCUGCGCGACUCGGACCGGCAGAGGAGCGGCUCAAAGACGCGCUCGGAGAUCGAGCAGGAGAACUCAGAGCUGCGAAAGCAGCUGGAAGAACUGAGAGAGUGUCAGAAGAAGUUCCGCGCCAGCCCGGCGCCGGCUCACCUUCACCUCCCGCUUUACGACGAGCUGCAGGAGCGCGGCGAGGGACGGCGGCGGACCAAAGAGCGAGAAGACGCGCAUCUUCAAACCGUCCAGAAGCCCUUCAGCUUCCUGGAGAGGGAGCGCAAGAAGAAGGAGCAGAAGCAGCAGCUGCAUCAGCCCCGACUGUCCGACCAGGAGAAAGUCAAACCCUUCAAGGCCAAGCCCGUGCCCAAGGCCGUGUACGCGGCGGCGUCGGGGGAGCAGAUGAAGGAGGAGCAGCUGUACCGGUCCAUCAAGAUCCAGAUGAGAGCUCAGGAGAUGCUCCACAGCGCCUCGAUGCCUCCCAGCAUGCUGGAACGGCGACUCAGCGGCCGCAAGAAGACCAAGGACGGCAGCGCCGCAGCCGGAGGGGACGACAGCUUCUCCCACAGGCCCCAUAUCAACAAGCAGGUCCCCGACUUCGACGCCAGUUACAGACGCUUCAAGAAGCACCUGGAGAAACAGAAAGAGGUGAAGCCCACAACCGCGUGCGAACCCUUCGAGUUGAGGACGUCGCACAUCACGUCGCACCGUGAACGCAUCCUGGCCGACAUCGAGAAGGAGCAGAGCAGCCCUCGGACGAUGAGGCGCUGGCCGUACGUCGGCCCCGGGACGCCGCGCACGCCAAACUCGAGUCGGUGUUCGUCCCUCUCCGGCAGCCUGGAGUUCCUGCCCACCAAAGUCACGGAUGCCACCAAAAAGAGGCAUGAGGCUGUGAGGAAGGUGCUGGAGCAGAGGAGGAAGGCCGAGGAGGAGGAGGAGCGGUGGAGGGAGAAGCAGAAACAGCGGGAGAAGAAGCUGCAGGGGGUGGUGUUGAAACGUGCCCAGGCCAACGACCCCCACCUGGCUCUCUCACAGACGCACCCGACCAAACUCAAAGAAUUCAGGAAACAGGAGCUUCAGCGUAAGAAGGAGUACAAGCAGGAGAUAAAAGAGAUGAAGCAGAGAGUGAAGGGGAGGCCGCUGCUCUUGGAGCAGGUUGCACAGAGGAACGCCAAACAGGCAGCGGAGAAGCGCUACACAGACGCCCUGCAUGGAUGUGAUCUGACUGAAGAGUUUGUCAGCAGCAAGGCCGUUAAAUCAGGAUGUGCAGGCAAAGCCUCCCCGUCCACUGAGAGCAAACAGAGUGACCAGGAGGAGCCAGACAUGGGGUACAAACCUGUUCACUACAGGAGGGUCUUCCUGGACGAUGAGGACGCAGAAGCCGAUCCGGACGACAAGGAAGCAGCGAGCACCAAGACUUCACUGAACCGCCGUGAUGGCGAGGACGCCAGCGCCAGUCACCACUCAGAGCGGGAUUCCCGUAGAGAUGACGACGACGAUGAUGAUGCUGAUGAUGAUGAUGAGGAGGACCAUGAUUCAGAGGAAAGUUACCACUACUCAGACGAUCAUGAGAACUAUUCUGACGACAGCGAGCACGACGCCGACACCACACAGCAGGAAGUAGGGAAGUGAGAUAAUUGGCCAUGGCUAUGUUCAAAAACUCUGACAGAAAGCACAUCAAGUGCAGAGGAAGCAUCUAAUUCCUGGAAUGACAAGAUGUGAUGUUUUAUUGUAAAUAUCGUGCACUUAAGAAUAGAAAACCUCU